This is a messenger RNA of Williopsis jadinii, 353 nucleotides long. RefSeq lists its product as uncharacterized. The record is from RefSeq and is a predicted model, not a curated record. Bases 9 to 308 code for a protein of 99 amino acids. Lineage: Eukaryota; Fungi; Ascomycota; Saccharomycetes; Phaffomycetales; Wickerhamomycetaceae. The transcript has a single exon.
UAUACACAAUGUCUAACAUUGUGAACGUGUUCAAUCCUCCCCCUUCUAGGGACCUCACGCCAGAGGAAACAAAGGACUGUGUUCCUUGUCAAAUAAUGUCCACCUGCUUUGCGCUUGCAGCUGGUUAUUGGUUUGCCAGCGGAAGGGUGUUUGAGAAUGAUAAAAUUAGCGUUGAGGAGAAUCUAAAGAAGAACCCGAUAUGGUGGAGAAAUGCUGUUAAGGGAUUCGGCGUUGGGUUACUGGGGUUUGGUGUGGUGAGAGGGACUGAGGGAAUACUCUGGGGAACGAAGAGUGAAGUGCUUGAAUGAACAGGUCUACGGUGUUUGUUCUGUACAUAACGGUAAGUGCUAUAA